Molecule: messenger RNA, 5784 nt
Organism: Oenanthe melanoleuca
Lineage: Eukaryota; Metazoa; Chordata; Aves; Passeriformes; Muscicapidae
Gene: EDA2R
Product: ectodysplasin A2 receptor
Exons: 9
Coding region: 217-1701 (494 amino acids)
Biological process (GO): positive regulation of JNK cascade; tumor necrosis factor-mediated signaling pathway; positive regulation of canonical NF-kappaB signal transduction
Cellular component (GO): plasma membrane
Molecular function (GO): tumor necrosis factor receptor activity; protein binding
Source: RefSeq, a predicted model, not a curated record
CGGGGCGCUCCCGGUGCCCGGCACGGGACGGGCUGGGACCCGCUCCGCUCUGCGCGGGGCCGCCGAGUCGCUGCCGCUGCGGUGCCGGUCCGGGUCCGCGCCGCCGCUCCUGGUCCCGCCGGUCCCGGUGCCCUGCCGGUCUCGGUCCCGGUUCCGGUUCCGUUCCGCGCCGUGCUGCCAGCACCGGCACACAGCUCCCCUCUCCUCUUCAGCACCAUGGCCUGCCAAGAGAGUGAGUACCUGGAUGACCAGAAGAAAUGUGUCCCCUGCAGAAAGUGCAUGCCUGGGCAGGAGCUUUCCAAGGACUGCGGGGACGGCAGCGGCGGGGACGCGCAGUGCGUGGCCUGCCCUCCCAGGAAGUUCAAGGACCGCUGGGGACACCACGGCUGCAAGCCCUGCCUGUCCUGUGCCCUCAUCAAUCGCCUCCAGAAGUCCAACUGCAGCGCCACGGCCGACGCCGUGUGCGGGGAGUGCCUGCCGGGGUUCUACAGGAAGGCUCGGAUCAGCGGGCAGCUGGAGUGGGAGUGCAUUCCCUGCACCAAGCAGACACCGUCCUCUGAGCCACAGUGUCGGUCCAGAACGAGCCUGGUGAAGGUUGCUGUCCCUACUGUACCACCACAGGACACAGCCCUUCUUGCACUGACCAGCAGUGCCCUGGUCAUCAUCGUCCUGGUGCUUCUGGCACUUUCCAUCAUCUACUGCAAGCGAUUCUGGAAAAGCCAGUGCCAGAGAGUCUUCCUGAGGACUCAGAACUUCUCGGGCCAGCGAGCAACGUUCCCAACUGCAGCAGCACCUGGCAGGUUCCUGUGUGAGGAGCAGAUGUCUGGACCCUGCUGCCUGGGUGUGAAGAAUUUGAGCCCUUGCUACAGGCAGGCAGAAGGCCCCGUGGAAGCAGUGCAGUUCAUUUCGGAUGGGGAAGCCGUGGGUCUCCAGCUCCCCUCUCUCCAGCCAGAGAUGGACUUGCCACCAGCCAUUGCAGUCAGCACUGCCUCCAAGGCCCAGCUGGGCAGGAGCCUCCUGGAAAGCCAGCCCCUCAUCCGUGCCUCAGGCCACAGUGAGUGCCUGGACGGGGUCCUGCUGCCCCCCACGCCCAGGCAGGGCCGGCCGGGCACGGUGGAGGCGCUGGCCCCCCUCUCCUCCUGUGCCUCUGAGAUGCAGCACAAGUGGCCACAUGCACCUGUGGAGUGCACUGAGCUGGACCUGCAGAAGUUCUCCAGCCAGGCUGAGUUUGUGGGAGGUGAGCGGCUGGAGGAUGCAGCGAGCCGGGCCAUGAAGAGGAUUCCAGCAGAGAGCGCUGGGGGGGUGCAGGAGGGGGCUCAUCACCUGCCCACGGCCGAAAUCCCACCUGGGGAGCAGCUGGUGGAUGAUGCCCAGAGCCUCGUGACUCAGAUCAGCAGCACGGCCAAAGGUCUCCCCAUAGCAGAGCUGCCCCGUUCCCUGGUGCAGUCACUCGCCUCCUUGCUGGACCCUUCCUCGAACGGCGUGAAGAACUUCAGCCACGUGGCGCUGGAGCUGGGGCUGGCGCCGCAGCUGCUGGGCCGGAUCUCGGGCUUUGAGCAGCUGGUGGCACAGCUGGGGCAGGCGGGGGGCGCGGCCACCGUCCCGCUGCUGGCGCGGGCGCUGCAGCGGCUCCAGCGCCUCGACGCCCUGCUGCUGCUCUGCGACCACCUGAGCGCCAGCCCCGCGCCUGGGCAGCGCUAGGGAGGGGCACCGAGGAGCACCACGCGCUGUGACUGUGGGACAGCACCCUGCAGUCGUGUAAGCACACAGCUACAGUGUGGGACAGCACCCUGCAGUCGUGUAAGCACACAGCUACAGUGUGGGACAGCACCCUGCAGUCGUGUAAGCACACAGCUACAGUGUGGGACAGCACCCUGCAGUCGUGUAAACACACAGCUACAGUGUGGGACAGCACCCUGCAGUCGUGUAAACACACAGCUACAGUGUGGGACAGCACCCUGCAGUCGUGUAAAUCGUGUGGGACAGCACCCUGCAGUCGUGUAAAUCGUGUGGGACACCAUCCUGCAGUCGUGUAAACGCACUGUUACCGUGUGGGACACCAUUCUGCAGUCACAUUACCGACCUGAGUGCACGGCAGGAGGGCACAGAGAUGGUCUCCUCAUCACGGAAUGGAAGGACACAACGGGGCUUCUCUGUGCUGGGGUUCCAGGCAGCACAGCUGUGCCUUUUCCCUGCUCCAGAGGCUGUGGUACUUGCCUGCCAGUGCUGUGCUGCCCAUGCUGUGGUGCUCUGGCUCUGCAGUGAGCCCUGUCCUGCCCUGCUGUUGCCAUGGGGUCCAUGGGCAGUGCCCUCCUCUGAGCCCAGACAUCUCCUCCCUUCCAUUCCUUCCUCUGGCCCGUGCUCUGCUUUCCCAGGUGCCAUUGCCACUUUCUCCAUUGCUUCUCUCCCUCUGCACUGCCAUUUCCUUGGCAGAGGACCUGACCAUGGCUGAUGUGCCAGGCUCCAGCCUUUUCCCCCCUGUGCCAGCCUGGCACCUUCCUCUUGUGUCCAUUUGUGGUGCAGUGUAUCCUGCAUGAGUUUUGGACUGAUUCUCGGGAUGGGCUGAUGUAAGUCCUCGUUGGGCUGUGGUGUUGGCCAUGGGCAGGUGCUGGCUCACCCCAGCCCUGUGGCUGUUCACUGCCCAUUGCCUCCAAGGCUUCUCAAACCACUGUGGUGCCACAGGGUGUCAGGGGCAGGGACACUGCACCAUGAGUGGCAGCUGAGGGCUGAAGCUGUGGUCACAGGCAGCAGUGAUGUUCCUGUGCCAGCCACAGCAGGAGCUCCUCCAGAAGCUCCUCCUCUUAAAAUAAUAUUUUUCUUUUUUUUUUUUCCUGCCUAAAAAUGGCCUGAUUUCUCAUUCCUGGGAGUUGCUACUGGGAAGGGGGAGCACCCUUCUGCUUGGUAUUUCACCCUGGGGGAUUUGUCAUAACUUGCCACGGUGUUGCUGUCACCGGUGACCCUGAUGUCAGUGUGGUGCCGAGCCGGGGGGCUGCAGGCAGCUGGGCUGUUCUCAGUCUGCCCUGGCCACUGGGGCUGUGCUGGUGGCAGGAGCAGGGGUGCAGGGCACGUUCCUGAGCGGGGCAGAGCGGCGUGGGGGCGGCCAGGCACGCGGGGGCAGAGCAGCUGCGGCGCUGCCAGCACAGGGCUGGGCUUCCAUCCCUCUGAGCCACUCCCUGCUCUUUGUGCUGCCUUCCAGCUCAGGAUAUUCUGUGAUAAGUGUCACCCUAGCUGUGCCCCGACUCCCAGACAGCAUCACUGAGCUGGUGCUGCUCGCUCUGCCUCUUGCUUUGUCCCUCCCUGCCGAGUGCUUUCUGCUGUCCUGCCUGUCACCAGGGUCUCAGGCCAAGCCAGUGGUGGUGGUCACCAGCAAGUGGCACUGUUACCCCACUGCCUGCUGCCCCCACCCUCUGCUGAGCCCACUCAGUUCUCCUUUAUCUGACCACGGUACCUGAAAGGAGUGGGUGCCUUCCAGGAAGGCAGAUCUCCCCACACCCAGGGUAGUAAUAGCUGCUGCUGUUUCCUUUCCCUGUUUAAAGAUGUUGGGGCUUGAAAGCACCCAGGAUGUGCUCAGCUAAGUGAAGGCAUGGGCAGUUUCAGCUGGACCUGACAUUUUACCUCACUGCUUGUUUCUUCCACAGUCAAGGUGGUUUUAUGGCUCUUUGCUCCCCAAGACCCACAGCGUUGAGCCUUGUGCCACGUGGGCCAGGAUUAGUCAGACUCUGCUAGGGAGAAGCUGGAAAUGUUUCUGUAGCACACACAGCCUGGGGCCAGGGAUUUCCUGUUUGAGGCUUUUCUGUGGCAGGGAGACUGCUGGGCUUAAUCACCUCACAAAAUCCAAUAAAUAUUUAAUCCCUCUGCGGACAUAGUCACUUCCAGUGGGAAGGAAAAUAACUUCACCCACAGCAUCUGAGUAAGAGCCUCCCUGCAACUCAGUUUGCUGGCCCUGGCUUUGAAGUUGGAGCUGGACUGGACUGCUUGUCCUCUGCAUUCCUGUGUCACCAGUGUGUGGUCACUUGGAGUGUGCAGAGCAGUGGCAGGAUGGCAGAGCCCACUGCUGUCACAGGGCAGUGUCAGGAGCAAGAGAUGGGCAGGAAGGGUUGUUGAAUUAGUGCUGUGGUUAACAGGGACAGGUCACUGGUGUGUGCUGCAAAUCUCUUCACAGGCUGGGCAGCUCCAUUGGUGUGCCAGGGUGGGGCUCUGGACCAAGCAAAUGGAGUGAGGCUUUAGUUCAUUUGUUUGGGGUUUUUUCUCACUUGUAUAAAAUCAACCCCUUCAUGGCUUUUAAGGUAAAGUUAUUUUUCAGUUGUUUGAUGUCUGAGCAAUAUUACAGUCAAAACUUAACCCCUGCCUUGAGGGUGCAGCAGUUGGGUGUGUGCUGUGCUGUGUAGGGUGUGUGUGCCAUGCCACAGCUCCUGCCCCCUGCUGCUGCCCCUCAGGCCCUGGCUGUGCCACAGGCUGUGCUGCCUCAGCCCUGGCUGGCAGGGACUGGUUUUGUGUGUGUGUGAGCUGUUCUGGGCUCUCCCACAGAUCCUCACACAUGCUGUCAGUGCAGGUCAGUGGCUGGUGCUCCAGCAGGGCUGGACUCUGCACAGGAGCAUUGCAGGACGUGGCUUUCAGCAGUGAGGCUCCCCCAGCUCCCACCACGGACUGCUCCCCACUCUCACUGUGCUCAUCACCUGCCUUCAGCUGUGCUGACAGAACCAGCUGUGUUUACAGGGCCAAAAGUUCAACAAGGAGCCUUUAGCCCUCCUUAAAACCUUUUGGCCAGACAGAGCCCUCAGGGAACCACGAGAGCCUUGAAAACAGGGAUAACACUGUGACUUGGACAUCAGAACAACGGUGGUCCCUGAGCAGGGACCUGCCUCAGUGGGGAGCCAAUGGACUUGAUACUUGACUUUUGUGUUUUUAAUAGUGUUUUCAACAUAACACACAGAAUGUAAGGUAGGGAAAUUCCUGUAGUGCUGGAUCUCCUGUCACAGCCUCAGGAAGCCAUUUGUGCCAAGCUGGCAUGGCUUGCAGAGAGGUGAAAAAUCAAAUAACUCUGCAUCUGUGCAAACUUGAGCUAGGACUGAACAGUGGAAACACUCCAGUGAAUGGGGUUAUUUUUUUACAAGUGAUUGGUUUCCACACCAGUCUUGCCUGGAAGUCUGAUUUGCAGAGGAAUUUGUAUGAUAAGUUUAAAUCCAGCCCUGUUCUGGGAAGCUCUUAAGCAUAGACUUAAAAUAGGCAUGUACUUCACUGUUGUUAAAGUGUUUAUUCUGGUGAACAAUUGGUGAACAUCCCUCGGGUGCUGUUCCUGAACAGGGGGCUCAUGAGAGCUGUCCCUCCAAUGUACUUUUACAGAAAUAAGCAAUACUGAAGAAAAAUUGGUGUUACUGAUCUGGGCACACUUCUUGGAAGAGUCUGCAAGUGCUGGGGGGAGAUACCCUCUCUGUGUUUGAUUAGUUAAUACUUCAGACUCUGGUGCUUUUCAAAAAAAAUCACUACAUUUCUGUAGCCAUGAUUUACCCAAGGGAAUACAUGUUGUUUUUUAUGGUAGAUGUUAUUUUUCUUUAAGGUUACGAAUAGGUUAUUUAUAUUUUUGUAAAUUCUGCGCCGUUACCGUUUGUAACUCUGCUGUAGCGUUGUUUCUGUUGGGUUUGGGGUGUUGUCUGUGUUCAAAUCAAGCAGAAGCUGAAGCUCCUGCCCCCUGUUAAUGGAAGAGGGGGUUGGUUCCUCACAUUCCUCCAGACCUGGUGCUUUUGAGUGAUGUGUGUUUGUAGCUCAAUAAAUUUUGGAGCCAGA